GUUUGCUGCCGAACACGGAUGAUGCUGCUGGUCCAGCGACUGACGACGACGGCGACGACGCGCCGGGCGGCGAUGGUCCGCGGGCUGGCGACCGUCGCGCCCUUUCACUUGGCCGUGCCCGUGCACAGCCUCGCGGAAGCACAAGCCUUUUACGGCGGCAAGCUCGGCUUUACCGAAGGCCGGUCGUCGGCGCACUGGCAGGACUACAACAUGCUUGGGCAUCAGCUGGUCAUCCACGCUGUGGGCCCCGAGUACCGCGGGCGCGACUACCACAACCCCGUGGACAUGGAUGACGUUCCCGUGCCCCACUUUGGCGUGUGCUUGACGGUCGACGAAUUCCACGCGCUCGCCCAGCGCGUCCAAGCGGCGGCCAUCCCGUUCGUCGUGCAGCCGCAUCUGCGCUUUGAAGGUCGUCCGGGGGAGCAGUGGACCAUGUUCUUCAAGGACCCGAGCAACAACAACCUCGAGUUCAAGGCCAUGACCAACCCUGCCAACCUCUUUGCCAAGUACGUUGAAAAAUAGGGUUGAGACUAGGAUGGAAAGGUUGUCUUUCGGGUCCCUUCGUCUAGUGAUCGCAUCUUGUUCUCUACAAAGC
Messenger RNA from Saprolegnia parasitica CBS 223.65, 595 nucleotides. RefSeq lists its product as hypothetical. The transcript has 4 exons. The record is from RefSeq and is a predicted model, not a curated record. NCBI's taxonomy places the organism in Eukaryota, Oomycota, Saprolegniomycetes, Saprolegniales, Saprolegniaceae. The coding region runs from base 19 to 522 and encodes 167 amino acids.